AUGUCUAUUCCCACCUUGGCCUCCCACGCCGCAUUAUCUCUGAUCGAGGAACCCAAUUCGUCAACUCCUUUGUCCGCGAGCUCUUUCGUCUUGAAGGUAUUGAAAGUAACCGCCUAUCACCCACAGACAGAUGGUCAGACUGAACGUCAAAACCAAGAGCUUGAAACCUUCCUUCGUAUCUGGGUCAACUCUCACCAGAACGACUGGGCAACAUGGUUACCUAGCCCGCAGUUCUGUUACAACAACCUCGCUCACUCAACAACUGGCAUAUCCCCAUCCACCGCACUCUUUGGCAUGCCUGCCUAUGAUGGAUACAAUACAUGUCUUAAACCAAAGGUGCCAGCUGCUAGCGAGUUUGCUGCAAUGCACGACAAGAUCAGAGAAGAGGUCAAGUCUGCUCUGUGUGACUCCAAGACACGCAUGAAGGAGCAGUAUGACAAGCAUGUUUGCGACACCAUCCCAUAUGCGUGCAAUCAACUCGUUUGGCUCAGUGCAAAGAACAUCAAGAGCGUACAACCAUCCAAGAAGCUUACACAUCUUUGCUGUGGACCAUUCCGAGUUAUCAAGAAGAUUAGCACUACGUCUUACAAAAUCACUAUUCCACUGUAUUGGAAGGAGAAACGCGUACACGAUGUCUUCCACGCAGACCUUCUCUGUCCCUAUGUCACUCCAUACUUCAAGAACCAGGUCAACGAUGGGCCAAUCAAAGUGCCUGACAUGGUUGAAGAUGAUAAUCAGGAGGACACUUAG
Molecule: messenger RNA, 750 nt
Organism: Peniophora sp. CBMAI 1063
Lineage: Eukaryota; Fungi; Basidiomycota; Agaricomycetes; Russulales; Peniophoraceae
Source: the annotation of a GenBank genome assembly